This is a messenger RNA of Cheilinus undulatus (humphead wrasse), 3943 nucleotides long. RefSeq names its product leukocyte receptor cluster (LRC) member 9 (gene leng9). The record is from RefSeq and is a predicted model, not a curated record. Bases 112 to 1824 code for a protein of 570 amino acids. The transcript has 8 exons. NCBI's taxonomy places the organism in Eukaryota, Metazoa, Chordata, Actinopteri, Labriformes, Labridae. Gene Ontology annotation, molecular function: metal ion binding.
CAGUGUCAAAGGGUAAUUUAAAGUCAGAACCGCACAUGCUUUCGCUAAGUAUGUAAAAGAUACAACUUUUUAACCAAAUUUGUCGUAAAGACGCGCCGCCAGGAUUUGGUCAUGGCAUCAGACGGAUCAGAGAUGCCCUCAUCCCCAGCAGAAGACCAGAAGCAUGGUGGAGAGGAUACAGAGGCGGGGGUCCCACCAGACUCUCAGGGUGGCAAAGAAAUCCCAAAUUCCACAACAGAGUCCACAGGACAGGAACAGAACGGAGUGUGUCAGUUUUUCCUGAAGGGAAAGUGUCGCUUUGGACAGAGAUGUCGUUUGACCCACAGUGACCCUUCAGUAGAUGAUUCAGGGGCUGCAUCUCCUGACCAGGAUGACAAACCAGACCAAGAAAAAGCUGAAAAGCUUCAUAAGAAAGUCAACAAACCAAAAAAGCCCAAAUAUGAAGUAAAAGAGGUGAACAAAAAGCCCCGCAUGCGCACAGCAGAUGACGUUAUUUCCCGGAUCCUGUGGGACCCUUCAGUGGAUUCCUCAGAGUUUAUAGUGGGAUACGUGGAUCGCUUCCUGGGAGUACUAGAGCGCCCCUUUGUUGACUUCAACUGGGACACCAACCCUUGUGACUGUGAUUAUACCACUGAGCUGGCCCUCCCCAGACACAGGAUCCAGUACUUCACCUACAGAGGGCACCGCGUGUGGGACCGCCACAGUAGAACUGACAGGGUGUUUGGAUCCACUGGUCAAUCUCUGGCUCCCCCCUUUGGAGGGGAGGAGGAAGUAAAGGAGGAAAUAAACUCAGAAGACCAGGGGGAGCUCCAUAAAAUAACAGGAAAUCAGCCACCUGUUGGCUGUGGGCAGGACGAGAGUGGAACAGAUGAUUGUGUUCACUGGAAGGACACACAUCUGGAUGAGACGAAGCAGAGGGAGAUGAAUAUUCACACUCCUGACUCAUCAGCAGCAACUCUACAGUGUGGAAGAGACACUUCUCAAGAACAGAAAACACAAGCAUGUGUUAUGGAGGAGUACCAUAAUAGCCUCAAGUAUACAGCAGUCCAAAUGUGCUCAUCCCAGGGAGGAGGAGGAGGAGGAAGUGUGAACGUGGAGGCUGGUGAAGACUUUUCAGCAGAAUGGCAAUGGGGCUUGGAAGGCACUGACGAUGAUUGCUUGGGUAACCUUGGAGCUCUCAACAUCAGCCAGAAUCCAUCAGCACCUCUGGAGCAGAGGGAGGAGAAGCGAGCUGGUCGCCCCCCUAAAAAACGUCCCACACACUUCAUCACCUUUAGAGCCAACACUCCUGCUGUCCUCUCCUGUUUUCAGCAGCUGCAGGAGGAAAUCACCUCCCUCCUCCCCUCCUCUGCUCCUCACUGGCAGACCGUCUCCAGCCUCCAUGUCACCCUGUGCCUCCUGGUGCUGCCUGGCCCCACUGAGGUGGCCGCUGCCAUGGAGAUCCUUCGACAGUUUGCCCAUUUGGAUCGAAACCCUCCCGUGGCCGUGACCUUUCCCGUGAAGCUGAAGCAUUUCAACGGAAAGGUGCUCUACCUGAGCCCCCAGCCGCAGCUCCACCUGCAGCAGCUCAACAGCGGUCUGCAGGAGGCCUACAGGAAGGAGGGUCUGCUCCACAGGGACUCCUACAACCCGCGCUACCACCUCACACUGGCCAAGGUAGAGGACAAGGAGGGGGAGAGGAUAUUUGAGGGGGUGGGGGACCUAAAGGUGGGAAAGGGGUUAAAUUUUGGUCGUCUGCCUGUAAACACCUUACACCUUUGUUCUAUGGGUAUGUCCAAAGUAGACGGUUUUUUUGACACUGUGGGUACAGUAACUCUUCGGUGAUAGUAGUCAUCUAUCAUCGAAGAGUUCACAUUCAUACACCACCUACAGGUUUGAGAACACCAGAUACACAUGAAUAAAUGCAGUACCUCUGACAUUUGCACUGGUCCUGAGGCCUUAUAAACCAAAUCUGAAGUCUGUAUUUUAACUUGUAAAGAUUAAUUUUUUUUUUUUAAGGUGCACUUAAAAGGGGGGGGGGGCAUUUGAAUAUGAAGGCUUGAAUGGUUGAUAAUAUUGAAUAUGCUGCUGUGUUGCACAGUGACAAAUACGCCAUGUCAAAUUCAACCUACCUUCAUUUACAUGUCAAGAGUUACUCCAACCAGUUGGUGAACAUCAGCAUAUUAGCCCCAUUGACAAACACCAGCUACAGUCCAGUUGAGUCCAACUUUUUUUUUUUUUCAAAAAAAGUUUGCCUCAACAAACAGCUUAAUUGUUCAUUCAAACAGUGGUGCAGGUAUCCACUCUAAUUUUCAAUGUCGGUGCACCUCUUUCAUAUUUUAAGUUCAUGAACACUCAGCAGCCACUUUAUUAGGUACACCUUGCUAGUACUGAGUUGGACCCCUUUUGGCUUUAAGCACUGCCUUAAUUCUUUGUGGCAUAGUAACAGCCAAGUGUUGGAAACAUUCCUCAGAGGUUCUGGUCCAUAUUGACAUAAAAGCAUCUCACAGUUGCUGCAGAUUUGUUGGCUGCACAUCCAUGACAUGAAUCUCCAGUUUCACCACACCCCAAAGGUGCUCUGUUGCAUUGAGAUUUGGUGACUGUGGAGGCCACUGGAGUAAAGUGAAUUCAUUGUCAUGUUCAGUAAACCAGUUUGAGAUGGUUUGAGCUUUGUGACAUGGUGCUUUAUCCAUCAGAUGAUGUGUACACUAUGGUCAUACAUGGAUUGACAUUGUCAGCAGCAAUUCUCAGGUAGGCUACUAGGCGCCCAAAGGGUGCCAAAAAAUUACCCUUCACACCAUUACACCACCACCACCACUCUGAACCGUUGAUCCAAGGCGGGAUCGAUCCAUGCUUUCAUGUUGUUUACGCCAAAUUCUGACACUACUGUCUGAAUGUCACAACUGAAAUUGAGACUCAUCAGACCAGGCAACGUCUUUUUCAGUCUUUUGUUGUUCAAUUUUGGUGAGAGUGAGCCUGUGUGAGUUGUAGCCUCAGUUUUCUGUCGGGAGUGGCAUCCAGUGUGGUCUUCUGCUGCUGUAGUCCAUCUGCUUCAAGGUUCGAUGUGUUGUUUAUUCAAGGUCAUAUUCUGCAUACCUUGGUUGUAACAAGUACUUAUUUGAGUUACUGUUGCCUCUAUCAUCUCAAACCAGACUGCCCAUCCUCCUCUGACCUCAACAAGGCAAUUUCCACACAACUGCCACUCACUGGAUUUUUUUCCCCCUUUUUUUUGGACCAUUCUCUGUAAACCCUAGAGGUAGUUGUGUGUGAAAAUCCCAGUAGAUCAGCAGUUUCUGAAGUACUCAGACCACCACUCUGGUAGCAACAACCUUGCCUCAUUCAAAAUCACCUAAAUCCCCUUUUCUCCCUAUUCUGAUGCUCAGUUUGAACUUCAGCAAGUCGUCUUGACCACGUCUACAUGCCUAAAUGCAUUCAUUUUUUGCCAUGUGAUUGGCUGAUUAGCUAUUUGUGUUAACAAGCAAUUGAAUAUGUGUACCUAAUAAAGUGGCCAAUGAGUGUAUAUGCUAUUGAUAUUUCUUGAGGGAAAUAAAGAAUCACAUGUUAGAAGGUCGAUGAUACAGUUCUAGCUCAUAUUACAUUACAACAGAUUUGGGCAAAACGCUUUGGUUUAUUUUUUGAAGGUUCAGAAUUUCCCCAGUCUUGUUGGCUUUACUUAGCAGAAAUGAAAAAUAGCUCAAUGUCUACAAUGAAAUUGAUUGUGUUUAGCAGGGGUCUUGCGGGGUUUUUUAUAAUUUGUUUUUAAGUUUAGCAUUGUGACAAAACUAAUGUUGCAGACCAGUCAUCAAGGCUGAUGCAGCACCGCUCAUACGACAUUUGCACUUACAUACAGUGCUUAACAAAUUUAUUAGACCACCUGUCAUAUUUGUCUCAGAGACCAUCCAGCAUCAUGGAGUGCUUUAAUGCGGACUCUUUCAUUUUCAGUGAGCUCUCCAUGUUUUACCAU